Molecule: messenger RNA, 1048 nt
Organism: Sphaerulina musiva SO2202
Lineage: Eukaryota; Fungi; Ascomycota; Dothideomycetes; Mycosphaerellales; Mycosphaerellaceae
Product: translation machinery-associated protein 20
Exons: 2
Coding region: 1-567 (188 amino acids)
Biological process (GO): formation of translation preinitiation complex
Molecular function (GO): RNA binding
Source: RefSeq, a predicted model, not a curated record
AUGUUCAAAAAAGACUUCUCGCCAGGCGCCAAGUCCAAGGUCAAGUCCUCUGCCCAGCGGGCUAUCCGCGCGAAGAUCCUCGAGACAUACCCUCUCAUGGAGCCCUACAUUGAUCAGAUUAUGCCCAAGAAGGAGCAACUCGAUGUUACGAAAAUCCCAGAUCGCGUGCAGCUGUACACCCUCGGCUCAACUCCUCUAUUCUGGCAACACAUGGACGACCCCAUUAUGCCCCAUCUGAAAGUUGUGCACCAAUACCCACAGUGCUUUCAGCACAUACGCAUAGAUCGAGGUGCCAUUCGAUUCGUGUUGAGCGGUGCUGCUCUCAUGGUUCCCGGACUCACGAGUCCUGGUGGAAGACUACCGGGUGGGGGUGACGAGCCUUGGAACAAUGCAGGGAAAGAGAUUGAUGCGGGAGAGGUCGUCGUAGUUGAUGCAGAGGGCAAGGAUAACGCAUGCUUGGUGGGUGUUCUGAGCGUGGGAACAAAGGAGAUGAAGGAGAAGAAGAAGGGACCAGGCAUCGAGGGGGGGCACUAUGUUGGCGAUGGCCUGUGGAAGUUGGACUUGUAAUGGCUUGAGAUGGCCGUAAAUCUCCACUAAGAUGCCCAGAGGCUGCAAUACGACUCGGGCCGAGUCCUACAACAGCAAGACGUUGAUGGAGUCUGACCACUCGCGCUGUUAUAGCGUAGCAGUGGGCUGCACAGCAGACUUUCGUUGUCUUAUAUUGCGGCAACGUCGAGACUCGAGGACUAGAAUGAGCUCGCUCGCAUGCAUGCUUGCAUGCUUCUUCCCCUGCCACCCCCUCAGUAUUGCUGCUAUUGCAGCGUAGUGAGAGCCGAAUACGUGGGAGCGAGCCUUCUGGAAGGUGUUGUAGCGAGCCUCGUUGAAUUUGCGAGAGGCCCAGUCAAAGUGCCGCCUCGGAGUACACCCAAUGUGCAGUACCUCUGUUGGCGGACAGCCAGACUUUCCAAGUCGCCUCCGAAUUCAGGCUGAACUACUCGUUUGAAUACAUGUAGUUCAGCGGUUAGUGAAUGAUUCAAGUGAGAUCGAC